Molecule: messenger RNA, 681 nt
Organism: Aureobasidium musti
Lineage: Eukaryota; Fungi; Ascomycota; Dothideomycetes; Dothideales; Saccotheciaceae
Source: the annotation of a GenBank genome assembly
AUGUCGCAAAGCAACACAAACUCAUUACCCGAGACCACUACGGCCAAGUCGCCGGCAGCUCCAACACCAGACCAGGAUUUCUACAACUGGUCCACCUUCUUCAACAUCCUGACUGGAGGCGCAACGCCGCAAGAAAGAGAAGCCUACUUUGACAUCAAGGACACAAUCAACGAGGAGCGCGACAUUAAACGCGCAGAGAAGGAUCGCAAAUGGCUGCUAGAGUACUCGCCUAUAGUGAGGUUCAUGCGCCAUAACAUCAACCUGCUAGGCCAUGAUCUGAACGAGACGAACAUGCGCGUUAAGCGCUGCACCACACAGCAGAGCGGAGGCUUUGAUCCAGAGUUUGGCAUCUUGUUGUGCGCCAACAAAUUCAGGAACAGAGGACAUAUGGAAGACACCAUGGCGCAUGAGAUGGUUCACGCUUAUGAUCACCUAAGGUUCAAGCUGGACCCUCUGGACCUCAGACAUGCUGCUUGGGAAUGUCGCUUCGGUCGCGAGUUCUUCACUCGCGGACAGUGGAACAUCACACAACAGCUCCAAGAGUGUGUACGAAGGAGAGCUACUCUGUCAGUCGCCAACAGACCAAGCUGCAAGGACAAUACCCACGCCGCUCGCGUCGUCGACGAGGUUUGGGACAGCUGCUUCAACGACACUAGACCGUUUGACGAGAUCUACAAGUAA